Solanum stenotomum is the source of this 1179-nucleotide messenger RNA. RefSeq lists its product as uncharacterized. The record is from RefSeq and is a predicted model, not a curated record. The transcript has a single exon. The coding region runs from base 46 to 1179 and encodes 377 amino acids. NCBI's taxonomy places the organism in Eukaryota, Viridiplantae, Streptophyta, Magnoliopsida, Solanales, Solanaceae.
CGUCUUCUUUCUCUAGACAUUUUUCGCGGUCUCACUGUCGUGUUAAUGAUAUUCGUGGAAUAUGCUGGCGGAAUUUAUCCUUCUGUUAAUCAUUCACCGUGGAAUGGUAUAACUCUGGCGGAUUUUGUCAUGCCGUUUUUCCUUUUCAUUGUUGGAAUAUCACUUGCACUCGCGUACAAAAACUUGUCCUGUAGACUGAUCGCGACUAGAAAAGCAAUCUAUCGUGGUAUUAAGCUUUUCAUCAUUGGCCUCUUUCUUCAAGGAGGCUAUUUUCAUGGUUUCGGAGAUUUAACUUAUGGUGUAGAUAUCGUGAACAUUAGAUGGAUGGGCAUAUUGCAGAGGAUUGCAAUAUCAUUUUUGGUAGCAUCAAUAUGUGAAAUUUGGCUUCAGGCUACUAAUUUUAGAGUCAAUUCAGGACGAUCUUUACUGAAGAAAUAUCGUCUUCAAUGUGCCAUGACUAUAAUGGUUACUGUUAUAUACCUUUCGUUGUUCUACGGUUUAUAUGUACCUGAUUGGGAGUAUCAGAUCUCUUCGUCGAAAACAGAGAUUUUCUCAGUGAAAUGUGGUGUACGGGGAGAUACUGGGCCAGCGUGUAAUGCUGUUGGAAUGAUCAAUCGAAAAAUACUGGGAAUUCGACAUUUGUAUACCAGGCCUAUUUAUGGACGAUUAAAAGAAUGUAGUGUCAAUUCCCCUAGCAACGGCCCCCUUCCUCCGAAUGCUCCAUCUUGGUGUCAAGCCCCAUUCGAUCCAGAAGGACUAUUGAGCUCAUUAAUGGCGAUUGUUACUUGCUUUAUUGGUCUACAUUACGGGCACGUUAUUGUCAAUUUCAAAGAUCAUAAACAUAGAAUUCAGCAAUGGUUGAUACCGUCCUCUAUUCUUGUAUUGUUGGGCGUAAUUUGUGAGUACUGCUUCGGGAUGCAUUUGAAUAAGGCUUUGUAUUCUUUCAGUUAUAUGUGUGUUACUGCUGGUGCUGCUGGAUUUCUGUUUACUGCAGUGUAUGUGAUGGUUGAUGUAUGGGGCUAUUCGAAAUACUGGACCAUAGUACUGAAAUGGAUGGGAAAGAACGCGUUGCUGAUUUAUGUUCUUGUAUCGUGCAACAUUCUGCCUGUAAUUUUGCAAGGAUUCUAUUGGAAGCGGCCUGAAAAUAACAUUCUUAGGUUGAUUGGUAUCGGACACUAG